This is a messenger RNA of Nothoprocta perdicaria, 3827 nucleotides long. RefSeq names its product acyl-CoA synthetase long chain family member 4 (gene ACSL4). Gene Ontology annotation, molecular function: arachidonate-CoA ligase activity. The coding region runs from base 307 to 2442 and encodes 711 amino acids. Gene Ontology annotation, cellular component: plasma membrane; endoplasmic reticulum; lipid droplet. The transcript is spliced from 17 exons. NCBI's taxonomy places the organism in Eukaryota, Metazoa, Chordata, Aves, Tinamiformes, Tinamidae. Gene Ontology annotation, biological process: neuron differentiation; long-chain fatty-acyl-CoA metabolic process; long-chain fatty acid metabolic process. The record is from RefSeq and is a predicted model, not a curated record.
GAUGAAACACAGCUACAAGAUUCUACUGAAGUUCUUGAGUUGCACACCUAGAAACACUCGAAUUGUUAUUACAUUCAAGAUCUUAUUGAGAUUGACUAAAACUUGAUCAUCACUGCCAGAUAUCUUGUGUCCACUGUCGGCUCUCAAAGGUUACUAAAACUUUAGCUGCUGCUUAGAAGUAAAGCUGCCUACGCUUCCCUUACUGUUGCUCUUUCCCACCGUCCUGCACCGCUGCUUCGUUCUUGCCUUCUUCAGAGCCCAGGCCCUCAGAACACAAUAAGAGACUUUGUUUUUUUUUAAUUCACAAUGAAACUUAGGCUAGAAGUGUGUGCCCUUCUCCUGCUGCCUGUGUACGUGUUGAUAUCUUUGUACAGUAUGCUUGUAUUUAUUCCAUGGUAUUUUCUUACCAACGCCAAGAAGAAAAAGGCUAUGGCAAAGCGUUUAAAAGCUAAACCGGUGUCGGACAAGCCCGGAAGCCCCUACCGGUCUGUCGCGCAUCUCGACUCACUCGCACACAUCAACAUCCCCGGGGCAGACACACUGGACAAGCUCUUCGACCACGCGUUAGCCAGGUUCGCCAAGAAGGACUGCCUGGGCACCAGGGAAAUACUGAGUGAAGAAAACGAAAUGCAGCCAAAUGGAAAAGUAUUUAAAAAGUUAAUCUUAGGGACUUACAAAUGGUUAUCGUAUGAAGAGGUCAAUCAGAAAGCGAAUCACCUGGGGAGCGGCCUGGCGGCGCUCGGCCUGACGCCCCGCAGCACCGUGGUCAUCUUCUGUGAGACCCGAGCAGAAUGGAUGAUCGCAGCACUAGCCUGCUUCAAGUACAACUUCCCUCUUGUUACUUUAUAUGCCACCCUGGGUGAAGAUGCAGUAACCUACGGUCUCAAUGAAUGUGGGGCAUCAUAUCUGAUCACCAGUGCAGAACUUCUUGAGAGCAAACUUAAGACUGCAUUGACAGAAGUCUCCUGUCUUAAACAUAUCAUUUAUGUGGAUAAGAAGACUAUCAAUAAAUCAGAAUACCCUGAAAACUUGCAGAUUCAUAGCAUGCAAACAGUAGAAGAGCUGGGAGCCAAACCCGAGCACAUAAGCGUUCUGCCAAGCAGGCCUGUUCCGACAGACUUGGCGUUAGUCAUGUACACGAGCGGCUCCACUGGGAGACCUAAAGGAGUGAUGAUGAUGCACAAAAACUUGAUAGCUGGAAUGACCGGACAGUGCGAGAGGAUACCUGGGCUGGGGCCCAAGGAUACCUAUAUUGGCUAUUUGCCUCUGGCCCAUGUGUUAGAAUUGACAGCAGAAAUAUCUUGCGUUACUUACGGCUGCAGGAUUGGGUAUUCCUCUCCACUCACGCUGUCAGAUCAGUCAAGUAAAAUUAAGAAGGGAAGUAAAGGAGACUGUACUGUACUAAAGCCCACACUGAUGGCAGCUGUACCUGAAAUAAUGGACAGAAUUUAUAAAAAUGUAAUGAGUAAAGUUCAAGAGAUGAACUAUAUUCAGAGAACCCUGUUCAAGAUAGGCUACGACUACAAAUUGGAACAAAUCAAAAGGGGAUAUGAUGCACCUCUUUGUAACAUACUCUUAUUUAAAAAAGUAAAGGCUUUACUAGGAGGGAACAUCCGUAUGAUGCUUUCUGGAGGAGCACCACUCUCACCUCAGACACAAAGAUUCAUGAACAUCUGUUUCUGCUGUCCAGUUGGGCAAGGCUAUGGAUUAACAGAAACAUGUGGCGCUGGAACUAUUACAGAAGUUGCUGAUUACAGCACUGGCAGGGUUGGAGCACCUCUUAUUUGCUGUGAAAUUAAAUUGAGAGACUGGCAAGAAGGAGGUUAUACUAAUAGAGACAAGCCUAAUCCUAGAGGAGAAAUUGUAAUUGGUGGGCCUAAUGUCUCCAUGGGAUAUUUUAAAAAUGAAGAGAAGACAUCAGAAGAUUUCUUUGUUGAUGAGAAUGGCCAGCGGUGGUUUUCAACUGGAGAUAUAGGGGAAUUUCAUCCAGAUGGGUGUCUGCAGAUCAUAGAUCGUAAAAAGGACUUGGUAAAGCUACAAGCCGGGGAGUACGUGUCUCUGGGCAAAGUAGAGGCCGCACUGAAGAACUGUCCGUUGAUUGACAAUAUCUGUGCUUAUGCCAAAAGUGACCAGUCCUAUGUGAUCAGUUUUGUGGUUCCUAACCAGAAGAAGCUGACAGCUUUAGCCGAGCAGAAAGGCAUCACUGGAACCUGGGUAGAUAUUUGUAACAAUCCUAUAAUGGAAGCUGAAAUACUGCGAGAAAUUAAAGAAGUGGCAAACAAGAUGAAAUUGGAACGGUUUGAAAUCCCCAUCAAAGUACGGUUAAGCCCUGAGCCGUGGACCCCAGAGACGGGGUUAGUAACAGAUGCUUUCAAGUUGAAAAGGAAAGAACUGAAAAACCAUUACCUCAAUGACAUCGAAAGAAUGUAUGGAGGAAAAUAAACUUGUGUUGACUAGACAGUUGUGCAGAAGUUCUCAUGACUCAAUUUUGGAUGUCCUUAUAUAGUGUAGUUAUCAAGUGUUCAAGAUAAUACUCAAAAUGGAUGAAUGUUUCUAUGAUCUCUAAUGAGAACAACAAAGGACAAAAAGAAAAACCUUAGACUCCAAAUUCCUAGUUACUAGCAGAACACAUUGAUGCUCUUUAGUGGUUCAUGUGAUCACCUCCAGUUUUGAGGUGGACAUUCAUUAUAUGACACAGUGUGAUGAGGUCAUUGCUGUUGUUAUUGUUCCUCUAGCAUAUUCAGACUGCUUUCAUUCCUCUUAAUUCCUGAAGUCUCACACAUACUUCAACCAGAAAUAUUAAUGCAAUUGGUAUCACAGCAAGAAAAUUCAUUUAGGGAAAAACGUAUUUAAAGCUUACCAUUCUUAAUUAAAAACAAACACAUUAGUCAAGAAUUUGCUAGAGGUCACUAAUAACGCAUUAGAGCUGGAUUCUUCUGCACAUCAGUUAGUAUCUUGACUACAGUGCCUAAAAGAAAAUGCAAAGUAUACUUACUGAAAUAAAGGUGAACUGAAAAGCUUUCAAAAAAUAAGUUACUUGACACCUCAAGUGUGUUGAAUCCUACUUCAACUUCACCAAAUACAUUUUUACUUGCCACUAUGUUUUAAUUCAAGCAGAACUUUCAACUCGGGCAUGCAGCCUAAGAGACAACUAAGACUCCCACUGCUGCAAGCAGCACUGACAUUAGAGCAGUCAUCAGUGGAAGCAGAACUCGCAUCCCGGCAGGCAAACAGCAGUGGAGCUGAUGGACAGUUGCCUCUAAGGAGAUUUUAACUAAAAGGAGAACUUUGGGUUUGGGGUAGCAGGGGGAAAGGAGAAAUGGUUGCUUGUUUUUUAAGGCACUGAUCCUUCAGAUCUCGACAUGUAUAUAAGUAACAUUACAAGUCACCUGUACGUAAGUUACAGGGUCUACGAUAACUGUAUUUACAAUAUGGAAAAGUAUUUCUGUUCACCUUUUAAAUGCUGUAACCAAAACAAGACAACAGGAAGCCAACAGCAGUUUCUCCUUGUCUUGUUUUAUCUACAGGAAAGUAAUGCCUGGCUGGAGAGCUCUGUUUUAAGGAACUUGUAAAAAGGGACAAAUCACUCCAUAUAGAAAUUGAUUAUAAAAACAAUGUUAUGUUAAUAACUGGAAGCUAUUGGUGUGCUGAAGCAGGAGGAUAGGGAAUAAUUUAAUAAUAGUUUUAUCACAUUGUGUGCAGUAUCCUGUACUGUCUCUUUGAAUUGUUAGUAUCUGAGCUCCUGCAUCCCUGCUAGCUCUUUGCACUUGAACCAUAAAUGCUGUAAGAAGUGGAAGUUCUUGAUACUGUUCUACUUUGCACUUUUC